CGACGUACUCGCCCCGCCCCUUCCGGUCGGGUCCGCCGGCUUCUCCGGACCACACGUGUGUUCUGCUAGGAUCCCGUGUGAGCUGAGGCGCCGCCGUCGGUGAGGCUGCCCGACGUGGAGUGCGGAGGUCCCCGGGGCGCGAGGACGUCACCAUGCCUAAAGCACUAAAGGGAAAAGGUGUAGGACGAGAAAAAAAAGUCAUCCAUCCAUAUAGUAGAAAAGCAGCUCAAAUUACGAGGGAGGCCCACAAACAAGAAAAAAAGGAAAAGUUGAAGAAUGAAAAGGCAUUGCGGCUCAAUCUUAUUGGUGAAAAACUGCAGUGGUUUCAAAAUCAUCUGGAUCCCAAAAAAGGAGGGUAUUCAAAGAAAGAUGCUUGUGAAUUAAUUGAAAGGUAUUUAAAUCGAUUCAGCAGUGAGCUGGAGCAGAUUGAAUUACAUAACAGCAUCAAAGACAGGCAGGGAAGGCGGCACUGUUCCCGGGAGACAGUCAUCAAACAGACAAUGGAGCGGGAGCGACAGCAGUAUGAAGGCUAUGGCCUCGAGAUACCAGAUAUUCUAAAUGCAGGUAAUCUGAAAACUUUUAGGGAAUGGGAUUUUGAUCUGAAGAAAUUGCCAAACAUUAAAAUGAGAAAAAUGUGCGCUAACGAUGCAGUUCCCAAGAAGCACAAGAAGAAAACUACUACACCUGUGGACAAAGAUUUAGGGGAGCUACAGCUACAUGAGGAAUCAAGUGACUCAGAUGAGGAAAUGACUGCAGUGGCCUAAUUGUUCUUUACUGGAGUUGAAAAUAGAUACAAAUCAGCAGAAAUUCUGGUAAGUUAAAAAAAAAAACUAUGGAAACCACAAAAAAGGUACGAGUCACUUGUUUAAUAUACAAAGUCUUUCACAGAUAAUUAUAUUCUUUUCCUUAAUUUGUCUUAAUACACAUUAUUCACAAAACAGUAAAGUGUUAAUGCAAGAGAAUUAGGUAAAACCAAAAAAGUACAAAUGCUCAACCUCAAAAAUUGCACACAGUCAAAAUAAUUGUUUCUUGUUUGUUUUAAUGCAAAAUCCAAUCUCAAAGUGGGCUUUCAUCAGAUAUGAGGAAACAGCCCAAAAUAACAGGAUGUCCUUUCAACUGUAUUGAUAUGUAAAAUAGCACCUUUGGGCUGAUUUAAGGAAAGAAAAAAGGUUUUCAUCUUAAAGUGUGAGUCCUACACCAUUAUUACAUAACAACUACAAUAAUGAUGAUAAUGAGUUUUAAUAGCUCCACUUUGUUCCAAAAUGUUCAUUGGCAAGGCAAGGCUAGGUAAACUGUAUCAGGCAGAUGGGACAGUCUUCCCCAUCUCACCCUAGUGACAAUGAUGAUAAUGUCACUGCACUGAUGAGCUAAUUUCCCAACCAAAGACUCCCUGUUUGAGGAGGACCCAAAGACCUUUUGCACAAGAUAAAUGUAACUAUGGGGCCAUCUCUCUGGGACUAGAAUCACAAGUACCAGCAGCUCAGAGUGAAGAUUUAAUCCUGGGGCAUUCAGUAUGUAUAUACCUGUCUUCUUUCAAUUCUCCAUUGCCCACUCAGGUUGAUGGGAUCGUUUCUGUUUCUGUUUUUCUUUUCUAUUUUGGUUUGUGUUUGUACUUAAGCUUCAUGGCCCUUUGCAGUUCACUUUUAAAAAGAUACUUGAAUCUUAAUUCUUUAUAAUUUAAUCUUUGGUCCUAUAUAAUAAAAGUGGCAGUUCUUUAAAAAAAAUUAACAGCAUAAAGCUAUGUGAUUUGAUGUAUGGGAUGGAUAAUACCACAGAUUCAUGACUAUAAGAAUCCAAAGUUCUGAACAGAACUGUCAGCUCAUUCUUCAGUGUCAGUCCGUUGUUUCGAUUCCAUUUUAUUUCUUCCAUGAACGGGGAAACGUGCUUUGGAAAAAUCGUCAUUUUGGAGAGCAGCGCUUCUCUUUGAAAGGUACGUCCAGUCCACAUAGGCCCUGUUACAAAGCCAAAUCCUUCGAAAGGGCAAAGGCACCAUUGCCACACAGAACAUAAGAAAAUAAUCCACAUUAGGUUUCAAGUGCACAUAGUUAUUUAGACUGAACCAUAAACAGCCAUUGCAGAAAAAGUUUUAAAAAGAUUUAAAUUCAGGAGUUCAGGGUUCAAAACGGUCAGAAGAAUAGCAGAAUAAAAUACUGACUUUUAACCUGCUAGGGAGCUCUAUUAUUUUCUCAUUUCAAAAAAAGUCAAAGCCUGUACAAGUUCAUGUUGAGAAUUUAGGUAUGGUUUUAAGAUAAUACCUUAUCAUCUUUUGUCAUUCAUACAGUAAUGCUCACCUUUACUUUUCAUCCCAGAAAUGUGUUCUUAGUGUUGAGGGAAGCCCUUAAUACACGAGGCCUUAUUUUAGCCAGUCACCUGCCACUGUGAAAUGAGCUAUGCACUGAUCUAUUUUGCCUAGGUCUGCACAGUAUAUAAACAGUAUUUGUGGUGCUAACAAUCCUUUUCUUUCCAGAGCAAACAAAAGAGAAAUCAUUUCUUUGUUUGCUGGUGGCUAGAUUUUUCCACCCAGGAAUAUUUGUAAACAGCAUGUUGCCAUCUCUAAACCAUAGGAAACAUGGAUUAGUAAAAAGCUUAGGAAAAUUAACAGUUCAUUUGAAUCAAGGUUAAUCCCUUGGGUGGAGGGGGGGCAUGGAGUUUAGUUUGUUUAGGUCCUUAUUUUUUAUUACUAGUACACCGUUUAUGUCCUUAUUUGUACAGAAAUUUUGGUUCAGGUUAAUUACCUCAACUUUGUUUUCUCAUUGCCUUUAUUCCACAUCCCUGUAAUACGUUUUAAGAAAGAUGGGUUUCAAACCUUUUGUUUCCUGCCUGAACGAGAAUAUUUUUCUCAUGUAUGUACAUGAGUACACACACACAGGGUAGACAUUGUUUCCCUUUAUUUCUAGGAAUCGGGACUGUUGGACUCAGUGUCAGCCACUACUAAUAGUCAUCUUUCUCAUUAAAAGGUUAUUUCUUUCCGCUUUUUCCUAUGAUAAUCAGUGAAGAACAAGCACACGGAUAAUUACAAAGUGCGUCAAUGUGAUACCCGGAUUUGUGCAAUGCGAUACCCAUGCUUUGGUUCUUAUGGCCAUCACGGUUGCCUUUUCACAAUAAUAAAUAUGACA
Molecule: messenger RNA, 3116 nt
Organism: Myotis myotis
Lineage: Eukaryota; Metazoa; Chordata; Mammalia; Chiroptera; Vespertilionidae
Gene: TMA16
Product: translation machinery associated 16 homolog
Exons: 8
Coding region: 153-764 (203 amino acids)
Cellular component (GO): nucleus
Source: RefSeq, a predicted model, not a curated record